This is a messenger RNA of Mus caroli (Ryukyu mouse), 721 nucleotides long. It is a transcript of the gene H3-4, whose product is annotated as H3.4 histone, cluster member. Gene Ontology annotation, molecular function: protein heterodimerization activity; DNA binding; structural constituent of chromatin. NCBI's taxonomy places the organism in Eukaryota, Metazoa, Chordata, Mammalia, Rodentia, Muridae. Gene Ontology annotation, cellular component: nucleosome. The record is from RefSeq and is a predicted model, not a curated record.
CAGCCAAUAGGAAUGUAGCUGGGUCUAUAAAAGCAGUGCUACUCGCCCCCCCAUUGCGCACCUGAGGAGCAGGGGAGGAAGAGUAUUCAGGAAGAUGGCACGCACCAAGCAGACGGCACGGAAGUCGACGGGAGGCAAGGCUCCGCGCAAGCAGCUAGCCACGAAGGUGGCCCGCAAGAGUGCCCCGGCUACCGGGGGCGUGAAGAAGCCGCACCGCUACCACCCUGGCACGGUGGCGCUGCGCGAGAUCCGGCGCUACCAGAAGUCGACCGAGCUGCUGAUUCGCAAGUUGCCAUUCCAGCGCUUGGUGCGUGAGAUCGCCCAGGACUUCAAGACCGACCUGCGCUUCCAGAGCUCCGCGGUGAUGGCGCUGCAGGAAGCCUGCGAGUCGUACCUCGUGGGUCUGUUCGAAGACACGAACCUGUGUGCUAUCCACGCCAAGCGGGUGACCAUCAUGCCCAAAGACAUCCAGUUGGCUCGGCGCAUCCGCGGAGAACGGGCUUAGGCUCCCACAGGCACUGCUCAUGAACCCAACGGCUCUUUUCAGAGCCACCCACAGAGUCGGAAAAAGUGUGUGUAACGUAGACUUAGGUGUCCUGUCUCCUCCGGAGGUGAAGACAAGGUGGCCGGCAAUAGAUCAGUCUGGAGGGCUUAGCAGCUGAUCCUUACCCAUUGAGCUAUUUGACUUGCAGCUCCAUCUAUUCUAACCUGCCUUCCCUUG